AUGCCUCGAAGAGAAGAAUUACCGGUAGAAGAAGAAGAACGAUUUCCAAUCGGUAGAGCACAAGGUGCUCUGAGUGAUGACAUUGGUUGGCAUUUUGCUAACAUUCUACAAGGCGUAAAUAGAAACACCAUACAAUGUAAAAUCUGUGACAAAGUAAUAACUGGUGGAAUAACUCGGUUGAAGGAACAUAUUGUACACUUUCCCGGAGAAGUCAAAGGUUGUGGUAGAGUCACACAAAUUAUUAGAGAAAGUAUGAUGCAACUUUUAUUAGACAAUAAGGCAAAGAAAAAUGAUUCACGAAAAAGAAAGGAAGAAUUUGUCUCACUUUUAAGAGGAGAUAACAAUGUAAAUCAUGAAGAUUUAGAGGAAGAGGAGACUAUUAGACAAGCAACACAUGAAAGCAUGAGGUCGCAUAAUGGCAAGACGAACAAAGAUUUCCUGGAAGUGGCAUUGGCAGUAGUAGUGGUUCGAGGAACAGCGUUCAUAAAGUCUAUUGAUGCCUCAGAUGUUACCAGUAGAAACACUGAGUAUUACUUAAACUUGCUUGACAAAAUGGUUGAAGAGGUUGGAGAAGAAUAUGUUGUUCAAAUUGUCACUGAUAAUGAGGCAGCAUUGAAAGCAGCUGGUUUAAAGUUGAUGGAAAAAAGACCUACUCUUUAUUGGUCUCCAUGUGCAGCUCAUUGUUUGGAGUUGUGUUUAGAAUAUAUUGGAAAAAGUCAAAUGUCCAAAGAGUGCUUGAUGAAGCAAAAAAGAUAA
Messenger RNA from Trifolium pratense (red clover), 756 nucleotides. RefSeq lists its product as uncharacterized. The transcript is spliced from 2 exons. NCBI's taxonomy places the organism in Eukaryota, Viridiplantae, Streptophyta, Magnoliopsida, Fabales, Fabaceae. The record is from RefSeq and is a predicted model, not a curated record. Gene Ontology annotation, molecular function: DNA binding. Bases 1 to 756 code for a protein of 251 amino acids.